AUGUCAAAUGCAACUCAAUCUGAAACCAACAUUACUGCUGGACAGGGGUUAUUGGAAAGGGCAAUUUUUGCGACUCUGACUACCACACCAUGCUGUCUGUUUCUCUUCAUUAAUGGCACCAUGUUAUUCACCUUAAGGAGUAAAGCUGUGUUUCGUGAAACAUCUCGUUAUGUUCUUCUGUAUAACCUGCUUUUUGCAGACACUGUUUUGCUGGUACAGAGUCAGAUAAUGUAUAUACUGGCUGCUUGUAGAAUAACAUUAACAUAUCCUCUGUGUUGUGCUCUCGUUAUGAUCACCAAUCUCACAACUGUAAUCUCCCCUCUCACACUGGUGGUGAUGUGUCUGGAGAGAUAUGUAGCUGUGUGCUACCCACUGAGGCACGCUACGAUCAUCACCAUCAGAAACACAGGGGUGGCUAUCAUUGUGGUUUGGGCCUUUGGUUCACUGAAUGUCCUUAUUCAAGGUCUUCUGCUAUUAGAUUUCCCAUUUGAUCAGCUGCAGAGCCUGCAGAUGAAACACUUUUGUGGCAAAGAAAGCAUGUUGCUUACUCUAAUGUCUGAUCUUUAUGACAAAGCCUACACUUAUUUUCUGUUUGUUUCAGCUGGUUUGGUAGUCACGUGCUCCUAUAUUGGUGUGAUGGUAGCAGCCAGGUCAGCCUCCACAGACAAAGCUUCAGCCCGAAAAGCUCGUAAGACACUGCUGCUGCAUCUGGUGCAGCUGGGCCUCAUUCUGUUGUCGACUGUACACAACCCAUUGCUCAUGGCUAUCACAAAGGUCCUAGACAGGAUUAUGAUUGGGCGCAUCUACAUUGUCCUUUAUGUUUGUAUUAUCAUAUUUCCAAGAUGUCUAAGUUCACUCAUUUAUGGAAUCAGAGAUCAGACCAUCAGACCCAUCCUCAUGAACAAUCUCUGCUGGCCACCGUAG
Messenger RNA from Larimichthys crocea (large yellow croaker), 924 nucleotides. Its product is annotated as odorant receptor 131-2. The record is from RefSeq and is a predicted model, not a curated record. Lineage: Eukaryota; Metazoa; Chordata; Actinopteri; Sciaenidae. The coding region runs from base 1 to 924 and encodes 307 amino acids. The transcript has 2 exons. Gene Ontology annotation, molecular function: odorant binding; G protein-coupled receptor activity; olfactory receptor activity. Gene Ontology annotation, biological process: detection of chemical stimulus involved in sensory perception of smell; G protein-coupled receptor signaling pathway. Gene Ontology annotation, cellular component: membrane.